This is a messenger RNA of Hyposmocoma kahamanoa, 2011 nucleotides long. RefSeq names its product RNA-binding protein 39 (gene Caper). NCBI's taxonomy places the organism in Eukaryota, Metazoa, Arthropoda, Insecta, Lepidoptera, Cosmopterigidae. The transcript is spliced from 8 exons. The coding region runs from base 139 to 1737 and encodes 532 amino acids. Gene Ontology annotation, cellular component: nucleus. Gene Ontology annotation, biological process: mRNA processing. Gene Ontology annotation, molecular function: RNA binding. The record is from RefSeq and is a predicted model, not a curated record.
UAAAGAUUUCCAUACAUUAUUAAUUUCUCAAAUUACAGAAUACGCCAUCAAGUGGUGACGAAAAUAUCCUGGAUCAAUUUUUAUCCAUACUGUUAAGCUUAGAGUGCUCGUUUUCUAGUAUUUCUAGAACGCUCCAGAAUGGCCGAAGAUUUGGAUGUCGAAGCAAUGCUAGAAGCGCCCUACAACAAAUCUGAUAACACUUCCUCUUCAAAGCAUCGUUCGGACAAGUAUUCUGAUAAGCACAAAGAAAAGGAGCGUGAUAGUAGUAGAAGGCGAAGUAGAUCAAGAGAAAAAAGAAAAUCACGCGAUAGGGAUUCUCUUCGUUCAAGGGAUGACAGAAGAGAUAAAGACCGGGAUCGAGAUAGGGACCGCGACCGCGACCGCGACCGAGAUAGGGAUAGCAGAAAGGACAGAGAUAAAGAUAAAGAUAAGGAUAAAAACCAUAAAGACAAGGAACGUGAACGCGACAGGGAAAAACGACGUAGCAAAGAAAGGGAACGUAGCAAGGACAAAGAACGUCCUCGUAGUCGAGAUCGCGAACGUGGACGCAGUCGCGAAAGGCACACCACCAAGAGGGAAAGAAGUAAGGAAAAGGACAAUAAGGAAUAUCGUUCCAAAUCUAGAGGUGCAGAACCAAAAGUUGACGAUUUGCCUCCAGAAGAGCGAGAUUUGCGUACUGUGUUCUGUAUGCAGCUGUCUCAAAGGAUUAGGGCUAAAGAUCUAGAAGAAUUCUUCUCUUCUGUUGGAAAAGUCCGUGAUGUCAGACUAAUCACAUGCAACAAAACUAGAAGAUUUAAGGGAAUUGCUUAUAUAGAGUUUAAAGACGCUGAAUCAGUUCCUUUGGCGUUAGGUUUAACUGGACAAAAAUUACUUGGUGUUCCAAUAAUUGUACAACAUACACAAGCAGAGAAAAAUAGAGUAGGCAAUACCUUGCCUAAUUUAGCCCCAAAAACGAGCAAUGGGCCCACAAGAUUGUAUGUUGGCUCUCUGCACUUUAACAUUACUGAAGAUAUGCUUCGAGGAAUUUUUGAACCAUUUGGAAAAAUUGACCACAUCCAAUUGAUGACUGACCCUGAAACAGGAAAAAGCAAAGGAUAUGGAUUCCUUACGUUUCACCAUGCUGCGGAUGCAAAAAAAGCUAUGGAACAACUAAAUGGCUUUGAAUUGGCAGGCCGACCUAUGAAAGUGGGUAAUGUAACUGAACGCACCGAUGGUGGCUCGAGCUCUAGAUUUGACGCUGACGAACUGGACCGCGCUGGCAUAGACUUAGGCGCUACUGGAAGACUGCAGUUAAUGUUCAAACUAGCUGAAGGCACUGGUCUACAGAUACCACCCGCCGCAGCGUCAGUACUCAUGGGCAGUAGCAAUAAUUUAGCUCCUCAACCACAAGUGGCGCCACCUAUUGCCACCCAAUGCUUUAUGCUAAAUAAUAUGUUCGACCCUUCAUCGGAAUCGAAUCCCAACUGGGAUAUAGAAAUACGUGACGACGUAAUCAGCGAGUGCAAUAAGCAUGGUGGGGUGCUGCACGUGUACGUAGACAAGGCUUCACCACAAGGCAACGUAUAUUGCAAGUGUCCAACGAUAGCAACAGCCGUGGCCUCCGUGAACUCUUUACAUGGCCGCUGGUUUGCUGGCCGCGUCAUCACCGCCGCUUACGUACCACUCGUCAAUUACCAUUCCUUGUUUCCAGACGCUAUGACUGCGCUCACUUUGCUACUACCUUCGAGGCCGCGAUAAAUUGCAAUGCACAGCAUACGAUUGCGUAUGCAUAUUUUUAAUUUUUAAAAUAAGGAAUUUGCGUGUAUACUGUUUUAUUACUAUUAUUAUAUCUAGUGCUGUCUUAAUUCUAGAUAAUAAACUGAGGUACGUUAAAGCGUUCUUAAAUUUCGCCUUCCCUUUUUGGGUAAUUCUUAUAAAAUCUCGAAAUUCUUGUCCUUUAGGUUUACAAAAAUUUAUUAAUAUUUGAUUUAACUUGACUUGCCGUAAAAGUAAUAUUUCAUAGCAAAUUAUA